AUGUGCAUUUCAUUCGACUUCUCCAUUACCUUCUCUAGAAAUAUACAGAAAAGAGACGACGAUGUGCAAGCCGUUCGUGCUCUUUUUCCGUUUGAAGAUGAUAUGGAGGAAAGAGAGCAGAAGAAAAAAUAUUACUACGAAAAGGAAUCCAGCGGAGAUCGCGAUCCGACCUUAACGCAAGUCGUUGAGAAUCUGCAGCUUGAGUCGUUUGAAGAAGAGCGAAAGAUUCGCGAUGAUGAGCUAACAUUCCCAUUCCCGCUGCCAUUCAUUCAUCCACGAUAG
This is a messenger RNA of Cylicostephanus goldi, 282 nucleotides long. The record is from the annotation of a GenBank genome assembly. Lineage: Eukaryota; Metazoa; Nematoda; Chromadorea; Rhabditida; Strongylidae.